AUGGCCGUCAACAACAACGGACUGGCGAGCAACAACCCCUUCGCCCAGCAGUCGAAUGGUCAUCCUGAACAACAACUCGCCAAGGAACAGCAGCAAUCCCUUGACAGCGAGAAGCAAGUUCUCAGCAGCGAAGGCUGCACCGGACCCGGCAAUGCCCCUAUGGUCGUCCCUGAAGUUCAAUCGCUCAAUUCUCCCAUCCCGGUGGACGAGCCAGAACGAGAAGCCGGCAAAGAAGUGACGAGCAGCUGGCAGAUCCUUUCAAAGGAGGAGAGCUCACCAAUCUCAAUGGCCUAUCACGAGUCGCGACCACAGCAGUCUUCAGGUUUCGUCAACGAUGUCAAAGGCCCGCCACCCUCAUAUGAAAGCCUGAACGGCCAGAGCAGAAGUGGAAGCGAUGGCCUCGCCACUCCCAGCCCUCUUGAGCCCGACGAUGCGACUUCGAAGCUUCCGCCCAAGCAAGAAGACCGAACCACUGUUGGUCAACUCCUCUCAUGGAUACCGCCGGCACCACGGAUACCGCCAUCCCAGAUGCCACCUCUAGUCCAGCCAAUUGUGAUACCACAACUGGACGUCCCACCCCAAGGCGAGAGCGUCCCCUUCACGCGCUGCUACAGCGAAGCCCUCGCCUCCCACGACGUCUCAAUGCGCAACUUCCUCUCCUUCCUCGACGGUCUCGCACUCGCACAGGCACCCAACUCCGCUCUUCAAGGCCUCAAACUCUUCGGCGUCGGCGUCAACUCCAUCCCCCUCCCCAUCAUCCCGCUCGCCGGACGGGGCAUCUCCGCCCUCGCCACCUCCGGCUCCGGCCACUCAAGCAGCCGCGCGCGCCUCUACCUCGAGCGCGCAAAGAAAGAGUUCUUCGCUCCCCGCGGCCUCAACAUGACGAUAGUCAAAGACGGCGAUCUCAGCGCCCGUCUGCAAAUCCCCACCCACGUAUCCCGUCUUGCUCCUUUGACCAAGAACUCGUUGACGGAAACUUGCUGUCAACGAAGAACGAACGGACUAGCGCCGUACGUCGCACCCUUGCGCUUCAACGUCCCCGAACCGGAUAAGCAGCUCCAAGGCGUGCAUAAGAUGGCGCGUAAACAUCUCGAGAGCAAAUUCAAAGCGCAGGCGAAACACAUCUCUCGACUGCGAGAGCGGCAAUGGGAGGACAUCAGCUCCCUUGGUCCGGAGAUGCGGGGGUGGGAGGAGCAGUAUGCGUUCAAAAUGGGGCAGUUGAGGAGGGUACAGGAUGAUCUUCUCGAGGACCAGGGGAAGUUUACUGGGGACAAACCGAGGGGGGAGCUGAGGGAGAGGAUUCAAGCGUUGGAAGAGUUGCAGAGGCAGGUGCAGUUGAUGGAGAGUCAGCGGUAUACGGCCGUGAUGAAUGCGGUGGGGAGUCGAGGGAAGGGGGUGGAGGCGGAGAUGGAGGAGGUGGGGUUGAGUCGGAAGUUGAAGUGGAUUGUUAUUGAGAGCCUUUAG
This is a messenger RNA of Saxophila tyrrhenica, 1464 nucleotides long. RefSeq lists its product as uncharacterized. The transcript has 2 exons. Bases 1 to 1464 code for a protein of 487 amino acids. NCBI's taxonomy places the organism in Eukaryota, Fungi, Ascomycota, Dothideomycetes, Mycosphaerellales, Extremaceae. The record is from RefSeq and is a predicted model, not a curated record.